Molecule: messenger RNA, 3586 nt
Organism: Acanthochromis polyacanthus (spiny chromis)
Lineage: Eukaryota; Metazoa; Chordata; Actinopteri; Pomacentridae
Gene: cyp2u1
Product: cytochrome P450 2U1
Exons: 5
Coding region: 133-1731 (532 amino acids)
Biological process (GO): xenobiotic metabolic process
Cellular component (GO): cytoplasm; intracellular membrane-bounded organelle
Molecular function (GO): heme binding; iron ion binding; oxidoreductase activity, acting on paired donors, with incorporation or reduction of molecular oxygen, reduced flavin or flavoprotein as one donor, and incorporation of one atom of oxygen
Source: RefSeq, a predicted model, not a curated record
CACAGUGUCGAAACCACAACACAGGAAGUGCUUGAACUGCCCGAUAAACAUCCAUAAACACCUGCGUUAGCGGGCUAGAAGUCAGAAAUGUGCCUCCAACUCGCUGUGUUUGUACCGUGUUAACUCAAAGCCAUGGAAUCGCUGUCGUGGCUGAGCAGCUCUGUUCUGUCAAACGCAAACGUCGCAGCUUUACUGCUCUUCCUGCUGGUGUUUUUGCUGCUGUAUCAGAAGAAGCGGGACUCGGUGUAUAGAAACAUUCCUCCAGGACCAAAGCCAUGGCCGGUGGUCGGAAACUUCGGCGGGUUCCUGGUUCCGUCCUUCAUCCAGAGGAGAGCCGGGCAGCGGGCGAGCAGCGGCCCCACCAGCCCCAUGGAGGCUUUAGCGGGACUGAGCAGAACUUAUGGGAACGUGUUCAGCCUGUUCGUGGGGACUCAGCUGAUGGUUGUUUUAAAUGGAUAUGAAGCGGUGAAGGAUGCUCUGUCAAACCACCCAGAGGUGUUCUCAGACAGACCUGACAUCCCCGCUAUCACCAUCAUGACCAAACGCAAAGGGAUUGUCUUUGCACCUUAUGGGCCAGUAUGGAGAAAGCAGCGCAAGUUCUGCCACGCCACACUGCGAAGCUUUGGCCUGGGGAAGCUGAGUCUGGAGCCUUGCAUCCAGGAAGGCCUCGCCACCAUCAAAACAGAACUACUGCGGCUGAACGAGGAGAGCGGUGGCGCCGGUGUGGACCUGGCUCCUCUGAUCAGCAACGCCGUGUCAAACGUCAUCUGCUCACUGAUCCUGGGUCAGCGCUUCCGUCACGACGAUCGCGAGUUCCGCAGCAUGCUGGACCUGAUGGUUCACGGGCUGGAGAUCUGCGUGAACAGCCCCGCAGUCCUCAUCAACGUCUUUCCGCUGCUCUACUAUCUGCCUUUUGGGGCCUUCAAGCAGCUACGGCAGGUGGAAAAAGACAUCACCGUGUUUCUAAAGAGGAAUAUUGCAAAGCACCACGAAACACUAGAUCCUGACAAUCCACGGGAUUUGGUAGACAUGUAUUUAAUGGAGAUGUUGGCCCAGCAAGCUGCCGGAGAGAAGGACAGCAGCUUCAAUGAGGACUAUCUCUUUUACAUCAUAGGAGAUCUCUUCAUUGCUGGCACUGAUACAACCACUAAUUCAGUUUUGUGGAUUCUGCUGUACAUGGUCUUACACCCUGAUGUCCAAGACAAGGUCCAGGCAGAGAUUGAUGAAGUGGUGGGCAAACAUCGGGUCCCGUCUUUUACUGACAGAGGAAGUUUGCCUUUUACUGAAGCCACCAUCAUGGAGGUGCAGAGACUGACUGUGGUGGUUCCACUGGCUAUUCCUCACAUGACCUCAGAGACAACAGUGUUCAGAGGCUACACUAUUCCUAAAGGAACAGUUAUUAUGCCCAACCUGUGGUCUGUGCAUAGAGAUCCCACUGUGUGGAACGACGCAGACACUUUCAAACCUGCACGCUUCCUGGACGAUGAGGGGAAGUUGCUCAGGAAAGAGUGUUUCAUACCAUUUGGGAUCGGUCGCAGGGUGUGCAUGGGAGAACAGCUGGCAAAGAUGGAGCUUUUCCUGACAGUCACCAGCUUACUGCAGGCCUUUAAAUUCAGACUGCAGGAGGGAACGCCUCCUCCUCCGCUGCACGGACGCUUCGGCCUGACGCUAGCACCUUAUCCAUUCACUGUGUGUGUGAGCGCACGUAACAGUGGAACAGACUCUAUGUAAACUGACAAAUCCAAAAAAUGUUGACCAAGGUCUCCUGGAGAGACACUGUAACAUUUAGACAGCAUUUAGAUACACUUUAUGACUCCUAUACAGAAGAAGUCACAGAAUAGACACUACCGUUCAGAAGUUUGGGGUCUCUUAGAAAUACCCUUAUUCAGGGACGGCUGGUAUAAAUGGGCUAACAGGGCUAAGCCCUCCCAGGCCAACACAAAAAAGAUGAGAAAAUUAUUUUUUAAAUAACUUACAACAGAUUGUUUUAAGUUUAGGUGAAAACAAAGGUAGCAACAGCACCAAUCAGUCAAAAGAAAAACACUGAAUAUCUCUAAAUGGGCUUAUUUUUUUACAGCCCCAGCAGAUACAGUCCGCUUUCAUUCAUUUCGUUCUUGUAAGUGAUUGACAGGUGUCAUGUCCCGCCCCCGUGAUUUACUGAUCAUUUGGGCUAACUUCAGGCAGCCCACAGGCCUUGACUUUGACCAGUAACAGCGAGUUGACGCAGUGGGGCUGCUAUUUGUGCCAGAGUUGGGAAGGAGGGAGAAAAGGUUAAGCUAUGGCGGGCGUUAGCAUGAACGAGGUGGAUUAUUUGCUUUCAUGUCCAUUUUCCUCAAUGUCUUUGGAGGAAAAGCUGGAAGUUAAGAGACUGGGAUCACAUCGGCCGUCGAUGUGAGCUUCUUUUCAAAUAACGUAGGCCCAUGUUGACCUGUUAAAGGACUGUGACACCUUGUUUUUGCUGAGGUCAUCUGUUGUACUGAAGGCGUGUUUUGCACUACAUGUCGCCAAACAGUUGUAAUAAGACAGUUGCAGCAGGCUAUCUGUGGGCAGUCGUUGCAGUUGGAACACGUUUUGUAGUGGUGUGUGUAUGUGUGUGAGAGAGUGAGUGAGUGAGAGAGAGUGUUGAUGUAGAGCACUAAAAAAGUAUAGUGUACCUGUAAUUGAUGUAACUGUGUGUAUCAUAGGUCACUUUUGCAGCUGUGUUAACCAUUUAAUCAGUAUUAUGCAUUUGUUAGCCCACCCAACAAAUUUCACCACCAGCCGCCACUGCCCUUAUUGUUGAAAGAAAAGCAUUUUUUUUCAGUGAAGAUAACAUAAAAUGAUUGAGAAAUACAGUCUAGACAUUGUUAAUGUGGUAAAUGAUUGUUCUUCCUGGAUUUUUAAUGGAAUAUCUCCAUAGGGGUACAGAGGAACAUUUCCAGCAACCAUCACUCCUGUGUUCUAAUGCUACAUUGUGUUAGCUAAAGGUGUUGAAAGGCUAUCUGAUGAUUAGAAAACCUUUAUGCAAUUAUGUUAGCACAUGAAUAAAAGUGUGAGUUUUCAUGGAAAACAUGAAAUUGUAUGGGUGACCAUAAACUUUUGAACGGUAGUUUAUAUAUUUUUAUCUUAAGUUGCAAAUUAUUUCUCUAAUUAUUCAAGCAAUUGUGUCCUAAAAUUUCAAAAGUAAUUAUGAAUGCUGAUGAAAUACAGACAUCACCCUAAUAUUCAAUGAAGUCUCAGAACUGUCCAAUUUAACAUUCUUUACAAUAUUUUUAAUGGGUUAAUUAUAUCAUGAAGUCAGUAUUAUGGCAGAGGCCUUUGAUUUUGAAAGACACCAAGUGAUUUUCUUUAUUGAUAUUUUUUGUCAGUUAUUGUUUUAUUAUCUUAGAAUAGAAUAGAAUAGAAUAGAAUAGAAAGCCUUUAUUGUCACUGUAUAACAGGUAUACAAUGAAAUUUUAACUGCUGUGUCGAGAUUAACACAUAACUUUCCAAAUAAUAUAUAAAAGAGUUUAUUUUUCUGCUUGGGCAUUUCACAACAUAUUUGCUUACAGACUUCAUGUACGAGUUUUUAAAACUUAAAUAAUAAAAUAUAAUAUUGUAAUAAUAA